Truncatella angustata is the source of this 939-nucleotide messenger RNA. RefSeq lists its product as uncharacterized. The transcript has 2 exons. The record is from RefSeq and is a predicted model, not a curated record. The coding region runs from base 1 to 939 and encodes 312 amino acids. Lineage: Eukaryota; Fungi; Ascomycota; Sordariomycetes; Amphisphaeriales; Sporocadaceae.
AUGGCUCCAUUGAAGCUUACGGCGCCACUGCCAGCACUACCUAAGGUUAGGCAAUACGGGCGCCGCCGAGAAGGCCUCGUCUUUGUCCUUCUCCUGGCUUUUUUCUUCAUCUACAAGUCUGCCUUUAUAGAUGUUGUAGGUAGUUUUCUCAAGAUUGCCGGCCAUGCACAGACAUGCGGGCCCCCUGAUGCCGAAGCUCGACAUAUUGCUCCAUUGGCCCAGACCAUACCUUCCGGCGAUCGUCUGGCCAUGAUCGUUGAGAGCAAUGCCUCGCGGUCGCCCAACUUGAUCCCCAUCAUGCUGCACUUUGCCACCGUCCUGGGACCUGCCUGGUCGGUCGUGCUGUUCACGCUCGAAGAACACUGGGAGGUGCCCAGCUCGCCCGCAUUCGCGCGGGCGGUUCAGCGGCGACAGAUUGAGGUGCGGUAUCUGCCACCCGCCACAGAGCUAAUGAACAGCCGUAACGUCUCGACUUUUCUGACCCGGCCGUGGAUCUGGGAGCAGGUCGGCUCGGCGCGUCGGGUGCUUAUGUUUCAGUCGGACAGCGUCAUAUGCUCGCGGGCCGCGAACACCGUCGAGGACUUUUUUGAGUAUGAUUUUAUCGGAGCACCGGUGGACGCGAAAUAUGGAGUGGGUUAUAGCGGGGGGUUAUCGCUUCGAAACCCAAAGUUUUUCCUAGCCGUCACGAGGGAGGCAGAUGUUCAGAGGAGCCCUGAACAGCAUGAAGACGAGUGGUUUUAUACGGAGGCAAGGCGACGUGCUGACCAGGGUGUUACGCUACCGACUCAACGUGUCGCCGGACAAUUUUCUGUCGGGUCGAUCUAUUAUCCAAAGCCAUUGAGCUAUCACCAGCCAGGACGUUGGCAGCAUGACAAGAUGAAAGAAAUUAGGGACUGGUGUCCUGAAGUGGGUAUUCUGACAGAACAUCGCGUAGUAUGA